CACUCACUCUCUCUCUCUCCUUCUAUUUUCCCAUCCUUGUCCUUCCAAGUCGUAAUUCCUAACCUCCACUUUAUUGCUAUUUCAGUUUCAAUCCCUCUCUGGCUCUUCUCCUUGAUCGUUGAAUUAUUGGGUGAGACUUGUGUUUCUUUUCCCUUGACCGAGUAGAGUUCAUGCCCAUGAACCUCUAUUAUGGAAUGGGCCGCAAUAAUAUUAUUUUGCUGCGUAUUUCAUGAGAUUAAGUUAUCAAUUCAGUACAAAUAGAUGAUGGGGGGAAUUUGUUCGAGGAAGAGAAACCAACCAGUCAUCGAAGAUGGCAUCCAUAGAGCCGCGGCUGGAAGAAGUGGCAGUUCAAAAUGGCUGGGACCUUCAUCUUUGCGACCUACUGUAGAACAGUCUUCAGGAGGAGCAGGCAUUUGCCCAUCUCUCUUGGAAUUAUGCAUUUGUAAAAUAUGCCAGGACAUUGAAAAAUACAGUUCGCUUUCAAUGCUACCAAGGGAUGUUAGCCAACAGAUCUUCAACGAAUUGGUCUCCUCCCAUUCUCUUACUGAAGUUUCUCUUAAAGCUUUUAGGGAUUGCGCUCUCGAGGAUAUUGGUUUGGGUGAAUUCCCUGAUGUGAAAGACAGUUGGAUGGAUGUCAUCUCUUCACAAGGUUCAUCAUUACUUUCUGUUGAUCUUUCUAGUUCUCAGGUGACAGAUUCUGGAUUGGCUCUUCUCAAAGACUGCUCAAACCUCCAAGCAUUAACUUAUAAUUACUGUGACCAUGUGUCAGAACGUGGACUUAAACACAUAAGUGGUCUGUCGAACCUGAAAUCUUUGAGUUUUAAAAGGAGCAGUGCAAUAAGUGCUGAAGGGAUGCGUGCCUUCUCCGGCUUAUUUAACUUGGAAAAGUUGGACCUGGAGAGGUGUCAAGAAAUUCAUGGUGGAUUUGUUCAUCUUAAAGAUUUGAUGAAGCUAAAGUCUCUUAAUGUUAGAUGUUGUAAUUGCAUCACGGAUUCUGAUUUGAAGACCAUCUCAGGGCUUACUGAACUGAAUGAGUUGCAGUUAUCCAACUGUAACAUUACUGAUACUGGUGUUUCUUAUUUGAAAGGCUUGCACAAGCUUAGAAUGCUGAAUUUAGAAGGAUGCAAUGUUAUUACUGCCUCAUGUCUGGAGUCUAUUUCAGCUCUUGUUGCCCUGUCUUACUUAAAUCUCAACAGAUGCGAACUAUCUGAUGAAGGAUGCGAUAAGCUUUUGGGACUUAUGAACUUGAAGGUUUUGAGCUUUGGAUUCAACAAUAUCACAGAUGCAUGUUUGAUGCAUCUAAAAGGUUUAACGAAUUUGGAGAGCUUGAACCUGGAUUCCUGUAAGAUAGGUGAUGAGGGGCUUGCUAAUUUGGCAGGUCUGACACUCUUGAAGAACUUGGAGCUAUCUGAUACUGAAGUUGGAAGCAAUGGGCUUCGUCAUCUCUCAGGUUUGACAAAUCUCCAAAAUUUGAACUUGUCGUUCACCCAAGUAACUGACAGUGGCUUGAAAAAGUUAUCUGGACUGACAUCUCUCAAAUCAAUUAAUCUGGACGCUCGGCAGAUUACUGAUGCUGGACUUGCAGUUAUUACAAGUCUUACAGGAUUGACACACCUCGACCUUUUUGGUGCACGCAUUUCGGAUUCUGGAGCAAACUGUUUAAAAUACUUCAAGAAUCUUCAAUCUCUUGAAAUAUGUGGUGGAGGACUGACUGAUGCUGGUGUAAAGAAUAUCAAAGAUCUUGUCGGUCUGACAUGGCUAAAUUUGUCACAGAACUGCAACUUGACGGAUAAAUCCUUGGAAUUGAUUUCUGGACUGACUGCAUUGGUGUCAUUGAAUGUUUCAAAUUCUCGCAUUACAAACGAGGGGUUGCAGUAUUUAAAGCCAUUGAAUAAUUUACGUUCACUGACCUUGGAGUCUUGCAAGGUGACUGCAUCUGAAAUCAGGAAGCUUCAGUCUGCUGCCCUGCCUAAUCUGGUCAGCUUUCGGCCAGUAUAGAUGGGUUGGAUGGUUUACAAGAGAAGAUACUAUGUAAAUAGCCUUGCUAUCUGCUUGGAUAGCUCUGUGUACAGGUAAAUAACUCCUUGUGGAAAGAUCAGAGGGGCCAAGAUUUCAUGAUGGAAAAACCAUUUUGAUAAAUGUAUAGAUGGCCUGCCUGUAUCUGGAUGGAUAUUUUGUUAGCUUCCAACUUUGAAUCUAUUUCACAUAAGAAUGUAUAUAAGGAUUGUAUCUAUGUUAAUUAAAACCAUAUUGUGCCGUAACUGAAUGGAAAACUAUGGUUGAGUUGAGUU
Prunus avium (sweet cherry) is the source of this 2291-nucleotide messenger RNA. RefSeq lists its product as uncharacterized. Lineage: Eukaryota; Viridiplantae; Streptophyta; Magnoliopsida; Rosales; Rosaceae. The record is from RefSeq and is a predicted model, not a curated record. Gene Ontology annotation, molecular function: protein binding. Gene Ontology annotation, biological process: SCF-dependent proteasomal ubiquitin-dependent protein catabolic process. Gene Ontology annotation, cellular component: SCF ubiquitin ligase complex.